This is a messenger RNA of Pistacia vera, 1743 nucleotides long. Its product is annotated as ankyrin repeat-containing protein At5g02620-like. Lineage: Eukaryota; Viridiplantae; Streptophyta; Magnoliopsida; Sapindales; Anacardiaceae. The record is from RefSeq and is a predicted model, not a curated record. The transcript is spliced from 5 exons. Gene Ontology annotation, molecular function: protein binding. The coding region runs from base 250 to 1647 and encodes 465 amino acids.
AGGGCCGCAUUAAAAGGUGACUGGGCAGCUGCUGAAGGUUUGUUAGGACGAGAUCGAUCACUGUUGCGUGGCAAGAUCGCAAAGAAUGGCGAAACUGUUCUUCAUAUUGCAGCAGGAGCAAAACAAAUUGGAUUUGUAGAGAAGUUGCUACGAUGGAUAGAACCUCAAGACCUUACUCUGACAGACAGAAAUGGAAACUCGGCCUUUUGUUUUGCAGUGGCAGCUGGAGCUAUCGAAAUUGCUGCAAAUAUGUUGAGAAGGAAUGAAGAACUGUUGAAAACUCGAGGGGGGCAAGAUAUGACUCCAAUCUAUCUAGCUGCGAUAUUUGGUGACAGGCGCAUGGCAUUAUAUUUAUAUGGGAAAGUUAAAACCAUGGAAGUUAAUUUGCGCGACGAGGACAAAGCUUCUCUUUUUUUUGCUUGUUUGUAUACAGCAUUAUACGAUGUCGCAAUGGACUUGCUAAAGGAUCUUCCAGCUUUAGCUAUGUUUUGUGACGGAAAUAAAGACACGGCCUUGCAUAUUUUGGCACGACAGCCUUCGUCAUUUGCUGGCAGCGAAGGACUAUUGAAGAGGCUAAUCAGCUCAUGCCCAGGAGUGAAGAAUAAUAACAAAACGGAGUCGGCAUCAACUAAAGCUCUUGAAUUAGUACGAUGUCUUUUGCAUUCACCUUUUUCUGAUGAAAAGUUAUUAUCAAAAAAAGGUGAAUUGGAGGACCCAAACCUAAACUUCAUGUUCGAUGCAGCUAAAUUGGGAAACUUCGAGUUCUUGAACAUGUUCAUUAGCCGUUAUCCACAUUUGGUUGACAAACUUGAUGAAAAUAGCUAUAGCAUAUUUCACAUUGCGAUUAUACACCGUCAUGCUGAUAUAUUCAAUCUAAUAUUUGGGAUAGUAGACUUGAACAGAGAGGUAAUGACCACCUUAGUAGACGAAGAUAAGAACAAUAUAUUGCAUUUAGCUGCGAAACUUCCACAUUCAAGUCGACUCAGUAUCGUAUCAGGUGCAGCUCUACAAAUGCAACGAGAGUUAUUAUGGUUUAAGGAGAUUGAGAAGGUAGUGAAACCUUCUCAUAGAAAAAAUAAAAAUUCAAGCGGCAAAACACCUCAAGAAUUGUUUACGGAGGAGCAUAAAGGGUUGUUGAGAGAUGGAGAAUCGUGGAUGAAGAAGACAGCUAGCUCAUGUAUGCUUGUUGCAACAAUCGUCACCUCUGUAAUUUUUGCAGCGGCAUUUAGUGUACCUGGUGGCUAUGAGGACAAGACAGGAAUACCUAAUCUUCUGAAAGAUAAUUUAUUUCAGGUUUUUUCCAUAUCAAAUGCAAUAGCAUUGUCCUCCUCUAUCAUCUCAGUGUUGAUGUUUUUGUCGAUCCUUACCUCGCGUUAUACAGAAGGCGAUUUUCUUAGGUCAUUACCACUUAAAUUGAUUGGUGGACUCUUAUCUCUCUAUGUCGCCUUAGUAACCAUGAUGAUAGCUUUCAUCAUAUCCUUCUUGCUAGCUUAUCAUGACAGAUUAAAUUUGGCCACCAUAACCACUAUACUAAUGUCUGUGGCAGCCACUCUAUUUGUUCAGUUACAAUAUCCCCUUUUGAGAGACACAUUUUGUUCAACAUACAAUUCGAGGUUUCUGUUCAAGUCAAGUACUGCUAUGCUUUAAUUAGCCAGAAUAAUAGAAGUUAGUGGUAUUGUAGCAUCUAAAUUGAUGUUAAAUAAGCUUUUCAAUUAAAUUAUGUACUUCAGUCUUCAAUGACUA